AUGGGUUCAUCCGCUGUUUCACACGGAAUCGCUCAGUUACUAGAAGGAAAGGAUGCGAAGGAAUGUAUCAUUCCAUCCGCUUUGAUUGGAAACAGGUUGUAUUUGUUGUGCGUGAGGAUAUUCCCUCCAGUUGAUGGUUGUUGCGCCGUUCGAAUAUCCUGUGAAAGUGAUCCCAGUGUACUUUAUUUCGGAGAGAUCAAGGCCAGUGAAGCAGUGGAAUGGAUUUCGGUUUUUGAGCAAUUGUCUGUAUCCUCUAAUACAGAUGACUGCUUCAUACCUCUUCGAAUUGAUCCUGCUGGUGAGCAUGUCGUCUUGGUUUGUGACUUGAACGGCGUUGUACUACGGCUUCCACUACGGAAACCGAAUCCUAGCGAGCUGAAUGACCAUCUGUUCUGCAUCAUAAAUAAGGCGAAGGCGCUCCUCGCUGAAGAAAGAAAGGCAAGGAAGGCUUUAGAGCGGCAGCUUCUAGCCAUGGAAGUUGAACUCGGAUCGGUAAGUCAAACAAAAGGCGACUUGGCAGGAAAAAGAAAUGGAGUUGCUGAAAAUGCUGCUAAAAUCACCGACUGUUCCUCCAUUCGUUCCUGA
This is a messenger RNA of Cooperia oncophora, 585 nucleotides long. The record is from the annotation of a GenBank genome assembly. Lineage: Eukaryota; Metazoa; Nematoda; Chromadorea; Rhabditida; Trichostrongylidae.